Messenger RNA from Soboliphyme baturini, 1883 nucleotides. The record is from the annotation of a GenBank genome assembly. Lineage: Eukaryota; Metazoa; Nematoda; Enoplea; Dioctophymatida; Soboliphymatidae.
AUGCUUCAUAAUCCGUUGAACUUCGUGCGAGACUUUUACUUUUUCCAUCGGUCUACUUACCCACAGCUGAAACUGACACACGUGGACUUGCCAACGGCUGAGAAGAAUUUACGCAGAACUAUGCAAGAAAGGAUUUAUUUUCUUCAUGACGAACUGACCAGGCUACCGUCGUUUCCUCGAAAGGCCUUGGAGACUUCCAAGGACUUUUUCGCCGAUGCCUCAAGCCAAGAGCUGUAUGGGAUGGAAGUUUCACACAAGCUUGUUUGGUCAAAACUAAUACAUCUGUUGUUGCGCGGAUUGGAGUACGCCUACUGCGACCUGAACCUCUUCAUCAACGUCAUCAACGGUGUACUGAUUCUUCAUUGCGAGAAUGUGGUACUGCUUAGGCACUGUCUCGCCUUCUACAUCGAAAUGGCGUACCAUUUCAGAGUCGUGUUUUCGAUGGACGGGUUCUUUUUCAUAAUGCCGACGAUCCUGCGAUGCUUCUCAAAGUAUCAAACCAAUCCGUUGCUGUGUGACGCGAUCAAGUUCACCUGCAAACAGUUCUACAUCAUGCACCGCAAACCAUUCGUCUUACAGAUGUUUGGGUCCGUCGCAAAUAUAUUGGAUUUGAAUGAUAACGAGGAAGACUUCUGUUACGCUGAGGUAAAGGCAAGUCACUUUUACGAACUUCUGGCAUCGCUGGAAAAUCUUGAUGACCUGAAAGACCAUCUUGAUAUACUGAGCUUGGUGAAGGCCGCUAAGCCUCUGAAGGCCAUUGACCUGUGCUACCGGGACGAUCCGGAUACGUUUUCUAUUUCAAACGAUGCCAUCGCCAGCUGCAUUACAAUUUGUGCCUACGCUCCAGAUUCAAGACGCGCAUACCAAAUGCUGGUUAUCAUGCAGGCAAUCGUACCACAGUACCUGAAGGCGUUGUCUAAUCUCAGCUCAAGUUGUGAUAUUGGGGUCUUCAGGCAAGAAUUGACUGCCCUGAACACGUUAGUGAUCGAGAUGAAAACUCUUAUUACCUGUUGCGACGUUCUCUCCAGAAAUUUUGCAGGACCUCAAAAGACUUUUGAUCUAGUUACCAGUGGAGCCAAACGGUCGACGGCUUUUGAUUCGCCGCGGGGAAGUCUCGUCAAAGAACGGUCUAUCGUCAUCAGACCCGACUCCAAACGACCGAAUCAGUGGGAAAUCACCGAUGACGUCGAGGUACAGCGCGAGAUGUUCCGAAAGCCGCGUGACGCUUUGUUAUGCCUGGUGGCGAAUUUCCUCAAUUUAUGCUCACCUCGACUGAAGUACCUAAGCAAGGUUGUGAACAGGUCGACCAAAAUACCGGAAAUCCUUGACAAUAAGUCGUUUCUCAAGCUGGCCGAAAUUGCGCAUUCCUUAUUGAAGCUUUCACCGUACGAUCCCAACACACUGGGCUGCGAAGGAUUACAGCUGUAUUUUCUGGAAAUUUUGCCGGUUACAGAUUGGUCAGCUGAGCGCAAUCGGUCUGCGUUGAGCAACAUUCUGAGAAGACUGGACAAAACGAUCGCGAAGAUUGUGAACAGAAGUGGAAUGAGGCGUCGUUUCAACUGGGAUGCCUUGAGCAACUGGUUGUUGGGCUUACACAAAACGCUGACCAUAUUUCCAUACGUUGCACAUCUGCAUUUUCUCAAAACAACCAUUCAAAUGUGCCUAAAAGUGCUGAUUGGUGACCACGCCGUUAUGAUGGGUAGCGAAGAGAGCACUACCUCCGUUGUCCACACUGCUUUGCCGACUGUUCUAGCCCCGUUUUCGCCGCCUCAGAAGUUCCUCUCAGCGGUCAUCAAACUUGCCUCGUUUUUGAUGCAGGCGUUGGGGGUAAGAUUGUCGUGCCAUCGUCGGUUGAAUAUAGUACCUGAUAUCUAUAUGUGAUU